This is a messenger RNA of Aspergillus ochraceoroseus IBT 24754, 1114 nucleotides long. RefSeq names its product glycoside hydrolase family 28 protein. NCBI's taxonomy places the organism in Eukaryota, Fungi, Ascomycota, Eurotiomycetes, Eurotiales, Aspergillaceae. The transcript has 3 exons. The record is from RefSeq and is a predicted model, not a curated record. Gene Ontology annotation, molecular function: polygalacturonase activity. Gene Ontology annotation, cellular component: extracellular region. Gene Ontology annotation, biological process: pectin catabolic process. Bases 1 to 1092 code for a protein of 363 amino acids.
AUGCAUUCUCUUGCUCUUUUCGGCCUCCUGGGCUCUCUCUCGCUCGUUUCCGCUGCUCCCACGGCUUCUCUGACGAAGAAGUCUACUUGUACCUUUACCUCUGCUUCUCAGGCUACCGCGAGCGCUUCCAAGUGCUCCAGUAUUAUCCUGAAGAACAUUGCAGUUCCCGCAGGAGAAACUCUCGACAUGUCCGGCGUCGAAGAUGGCACUACCAUUACCUUCGCUGGAACGACCACCUUCGGCUACAAGGAGUGGAGCGGCCCUCUUCUCCGCUUCGGUGGCAAGCAGAUUACCAUUAACCAGGAAUCCGGUGCUGUUAUCAACGGUGAAGGAUCCCGCUGGUGGGAUGGCAAGGGUACGAACGGCGGCAAGACCAAGCCCAAGUUCAUGUACAUUCACAAUCUAGAGGACUCGACCAUUACCGGUCUCUCGAUCAAGAAUACCCCCGCUCAGGCUGUUAGCGUCCAGGCCACCAACGUGUAUCUGAUCGAUAUGACCAUUGACAACUCGGCCGGUGAUUCUGAAGGUGGUCACAACACGGAUGGGUUCGACAUCAGCGAUAGCACCGGGGUGUACAUCCGCGGCGCAACCGUGAAGAACCAGGAUGACUGCCUGGCCAUUAACUCCGGUGAGAACAUCGAAUUCAGCGGGGGUUACUGCUCUGGCGGCCACGGUCUCUCGAUUGGCUCCAUCGGUGGACGCAGCGACAACAUUGUCAAGAACGUGACUAUUGAGAGCUCUACCGUCACCAAAUCCGCGAACGGGGUCCGUAUUAAGACUAUCUACGACGACACUGGCGCUGUCUCCGACGUCACCUUCUCUGAUAUCCAACUCUCCUCCAUCUCCGACUACGGGAUCGUCAUCGAGCAGGACUACGAGAAUGGCAGUCCCACCGGCACUCCUAGCAACGGAAUCGACAUUACCGAUAUCAAGGUCAAGGGUAUCACAGGCUCCGUGGACAGCGAUGCCACCCGUGUGUACAUCCUCUGCGGUAGCGGCAGCUGCACUGACUGGACCUGGUCUGGAGUUGACAUUACCGGUGGUAAGAAGAGCAGCAAGUGUAAGAACGUUCCCUCUGGAGCUUCCUGCUAGUUGGUGUUUGAUCUUCUUUUUU